AUGGAAGAAGCUCGUGAGGAGCUGGAGGAUUUUCAAAUCAGUUCUCGGGAGCUUGAGCGCGAGUUAGAAAUACAAUUGGGACAGUUGGAAAAACAAAAUGAAGCGCUUAUUCUUUCAAAUGAAAAGCUAAUCUCAGAGAGGGAUCAGUUACGAGAACGGCUGGAUAGUGGUCAAAACAAUGCAAAUUCCGAGCUUACCAAGUUACAGGAAGAACUGGCUCGGUAUAAAAAUGAAAAGGAGCAACAGCAGAGGUAUAUUCGUGAAAUGGAACAGCGAAACGAUGAUUUGGAACGGGCUAAUAGAGCAACUGUCGUGUCAUUGGAAGCAUUUGAGUUGCAACUCAAUGAAGCCAUCGAGCACAAUGCCAUACUGGAGAAUGAAUUAGAUGAGAAAAAAGAUCUCAUUGUAACUGUUCAACGGCUGAAGGAUGAAACCAGAGAUCUCCAGCAGGAAUUAGCCGUCAUUCGGAGGCAACCGGCAAGCCACUCCGCAAGUUUUUCCAAUGGUCACCUUAACGAUGUUUCCGCCCCAUCCAAACAUUCAACUGAAAUCAUGGUCCAAACCGAACCGUAUUCCGUACCCGCACCGUUACUCACUCCAUCCACCCGGAUAGCCGCUCUUAAUAUGGUCAAUGAUGCGCUGCAAAAAAUCGGGCUAUAUCGGUCAUACGGUGCUCCGCCCUUGUCGGCUCCCCCAAAUGCAUUCGUUCCUCCCGCCCUACCUGGUUCGCCAUUCGGUGGCACGUUGAACGGGGGCUCUGGAAAGAUGCCCAAUUCGCAUUCUUAUCAACGGCGUGGUUCUUUGCGGUCCUGGACGAACGGAUUGAUGUGA
This is a messenger RNA of Opisthorchis viverrini, 831 nucleotides long. RefSeq lists its product as hypothetical. The record is from RefSeq and is a predicted model, not a curated record. Lineage: Eukaryota; Metazoa; Platyhelminthes; Trematoda; Opisthorchiida; Opisthorchiidae. Gene Ontology annotation, biological process: mitotic centrosome separation; vesicle transport along microtubule; chromosome segregation. The transcript has 6 exons. Gene Ontology annotation, molecular function: microtubule binding. Gene Ontology annotation, cellular component: kinetochore; kinesin complex; centrosome. The coding region runs from base 1 to 831 and encodes 276 amino acids.